GUCUAGAAAGUCUCUCACGGCGUGGCUUCGUUCUCUUCGUUGUCGAGCGGCGUAGUGGGUGCCACCACUUUUCGAGGACGACUGCGAAACGAGUUGCUACGUCUUUAGCGCGAAGGCGAAGGAGAGGAAAGAGGAGGCUUCGAUCGGUAGACGUGCCUUCCUCUGAUCAUCCUCAACGAGUCUCACGCGUUAUUGAAAAUAUGGCGGGAACGGAGACGCCGAACGUAAAGUCCGACGUAACGAAUCCAUCCUCUGAGACAAACGAAAAUAAUGCAAGAGAAAGGAACGUACAAGGCGGAGGUGGUGGUGGAGGAGGAGGAGGUGGUGGAGGAGGAGGAGGCGGUGGCGGCGGCGGUGGCGGCGGAAGUAACCGUGGACCUCGUGGUAGAAAAGGAGGUACAAGAUUUUCCGGCGGACGUGGCGGUGGAAUGAUGGGCGGCAGAAACGAUGGACCGAUGAAAAUGAAUGAUUCCAUGAUAGACGGUGGCUUAGAUAAUACAAUGUCGGAAGGAAUGGGAGGUAUGGGAGGAAUGGGUGGUAUGGGAGUUCGUGGAGGCAGUAUGCGUGGUGGUAGAGGCGGCAGAGGUGGAGAUAGAAAUAUGGGAAACCGUUCUCAAGAUGAUCGAUUAAUGGAACGGAUAAUGGCUAUAAGUGGUCCUACGCAUGAGCUGCCGCCACAAGAAACUGCAGAAAAGAAAUUCAGUGGUCGUAACCGCUUAUAUAUUGGUAAUCUUACAAAUGAUGUUACCGAAGAAGAAAUUCAGGCGAUGUUUGCUCAGUAUGGUGAAAUAUCCGAACUGUUUGUAAACAAGGAAAAGAAUUUCGCAUUUCUUAGAAUGGACUAUCGAGUAAAUGCAGAAAAAGCAAAACAUGAGCUAGAUGGAACCAUGCGUAAAGGACGUGCUCUGAAAGUACGAUUCGCUCCUCAUUCUUCUACGAUAAAAAUAAAGAAUCUCACUCCGUGGAUUUCGAAUGAAUUGUUAGAAAGGGCAUUCAGUGUAUUUGGAGAAAUUGAACGUGCAAUUGUUAUUGUGGAUGACAGAGGGAAGUCCACGGGUGAAGGUAUAGUUGAAUACUGUAGAAAACCAUCUGCUCAACUUGCUUUGAGAAAAUGCACAGAAGGAUGUUAUUUUCUUACUGCAUCUCUUCGGCCUGUGGUUGUCGAACCUUUUGAGCAACAAGACGAUAUUGAUGGUUAUCCUGACAAAAAUUUACCACGGAAGAAUCCUGAAUUUUUCAAGGCUCGUGAAAUUGGACCAAGAUUCGCGCAAAUAGGUAGUUUUGAACACGAGUAUGGAACAAGAUGGAAACAGUUACAUGAAUUAUACAAACAAAAGGAAGAAGCGUUGAAACGAGAAAUGGCAAUGGAAGAAGAGAAAUUAGAAGCUCAAAUGGAAUUUGCAAGAUACGAACAUGAAACCGAAUUACUUAGAGAACAAUUACGUAUGCGUGAAGCUGAUAGAGAAAGACAAAAGAGAGAAUGGGAAAUGAAGGAACGACAAGCGGAAGAACAGAGAACACGAGAAGAAGAAUUAAGGAGACGUCAACAAGAAGAAAUGGCGAUCCGUAUAAGACGGCAAGAAGAAGAAUUACACAGGCGACAACAAGAAAAUAAUUUGUUUAUGCAGGGCUCUGCUCCUUUUCUUUUUAAGGAGCAAGCGAUGAGAGGCGGUGGUGCAGGCGGCGGUGGAGGUGGUGGUCUUGGAGGCGGAAAGAAUUAUGAUUCCGUUAGUAAUAGUGAUCGCGACGGUUAUGGCCAACCAGACGGUGGAAGCAGUAUGCCAGUGGAUCCAAAGUCGUUUAUGGACGCAUACAAUAACAUGGAUCGUGGUAGUCGCGGUGGCUAUAGCGACGAUCGGGGACAAAUCAUGGAUUUGAUGGAUAUGAGAGUAGAUAUGAGUAACAUGGGUGGCGGUCGUGGUGGUAGUGGCGGAGGUGGACGUUGGCAAGGAAACGAUCGUAAUCGUCAAGACGAUUACCCUAAUAAAAGGAGACGUUAUUAGAAAGAGAAAGAAAAUUACGAAAUGAAAUUUACGGUAGAAAAGUAAAAAAGAAACAAAAAAAGAAAAGGAACAAAAAAGCGAAAACAAAAAAAAAGAACAGAAAAGAAAAAGAUUAAAAAAAAAAAAGAAAAGGAAAAACCGCGUAAAAUAUUACACCUAUCUUCUCUAUAUCUAUUUCUAAUAUCUAUUUCGAGACACACAUGCAGAUCAUCAUCUUCGUUGUACGAUUUGCUUCAUUCUAAAUGCUAUUUCUCUUUCUAUCUCUCUCUUUUUCUCUCUAUCUCUAUUUCUAUUUCUAUCUCUUUUUUAUAAUGACUGGAAUAUAUAUAUAUAUAUAUGUAUAUAUGAUGUGUGUAUAUAUAUGUGUAUAUAUAUAUAAUCUGACGAAUGAAUAAACUCUCUUUAUCUAUCUCUUUCUUACUAUCUAUCGGAAUCUAAAGAAGUAUACAUUAUGCCUCUCACGUCCAAUACAAUUAAGAUUGAAACGAAGGGAAAGAAAACUAGUCUUCUUUAGAAUCAAUGAACAAUGAUAUGUAGGGAAGAAAGGGAGGAUUAGAGACAAAUGUUGGAUAUAUCGUCCGCGUAUGAAAAAAAGGAAAAAAUGAAUAAAAAAAAAAUUAUAAUGAACAAAAAAAAAGGAAAAAAAAUAAUUAUAACGAAAAGAAGAAAAGGGGUGUUAGUAGUUUUGAUGACGAGGUAGAUCGCGCAACGAGAUAUAAAAUGUGUUGUGUGUGUGCAUGCAUAUACAUUAAAUGCACAUACUGUCCGAUGUUCUCCGCGCUCGAAAUACUUUUGCUGGGAAAAAAAAGAACAAAAAAAAUAAUAUCGAACUACAAAAUAUAUAUUUAUAAUUUACGAUUUUCUAAGUUAAGGCAUUAGUUUAUACAUACAUAAUAUACAUAUAUACAUAUAUACAUACAUACAUACAUACAAACAUACAUACAUACAUACAUACAUAAAUGGAUACAUACAUACAUACAUGCUACGAAUUAAUGUAGACUGCAUUUUUUUCCUUUUGGACCGAGAACGACAUACUUCCAUUCGCCCGUUUUUCGAGCAAAAUAUCGUAUAAAAAGGAGAAAGAUUUAUAUAUAUAUAUAUGCAUAUAUAUGUAAAUAUAUAUGUAUAUAUAAAGAAAAGGAUACAUAUUGAAAUGUGUACGUUUUAAGUUUGUUUCGGUGCGCAUGUACUUUAAAAAUAAUCGUGUGAGAAAUCUAUAAGAUUGAUAUAUUUGACAUUAACCAAAACUUUUAACCUUUAUUAUCUCGGCAGACAUUAAAUGUGCAGUUUCUAUUUCGUACUCUUUACGAAGUGAAAUACACUUUAUAUUGUAGAGUAAGGUGUGUUGUACGCUUUGAACGACGGAUCAAUUUCAUCGAGAUUAACGUUACAUUGGACCUUUGUGAAAAAAAAAAAAACAAACAAACAAACAAAGACAACAAAAAAAGAAAAUAACGAAGUAACAAAUGAGAAAUCAUCUCAUCUGACAAAAACCAUAAUUUUAUCAAUAAAGUUUUAUGAACAUAUGAAA
Vespula vulgaris is the source of this 3534-nucleotide messenger RNA. Its product is annotated as hrp65 protein-like. NCBI's taxonomy places the organism in Eukaryota, Metazoa, Arthropoda, Insecta, Hymenoptera, Vespidae. Gene Ontology annotation, molecular function: RNA binding. The record is from RefSeq and is a predicted model, not a curated record. The coding region runs from base 201 to 2003 and encodes 600 amino acids. Gene Ontology annotation, biological process: regulation of DNA-templated transcription. The transcript is spliced from 9 exons. Gene Ontology annotation, cellular component: nucleus.